AUGAACGCGCACGCGACCGCCCAGACUAUUGGCUUCAACAACGAGGGUGGGAGGAUCGCUAUACAGGCGGCGGAGUACCAUGUCCAUGGAGACAACAUCGUAAAUCAAGCACAAGAAGGUGGUCUGGAGAAACUACCGUACGCCGCCGAAGCGCCGUUCAACGCGUAUAUCCGGCAGCACGAUCCGGAAUGCCUCCCCUUCACGCGAACAGCGCUCUUAGACGACAUAUAUGCCUGGACUGAUGGACACGAUAAGCAAUGCGUCUACUGGCUAAGCGGUUUAGCUGGUACCGGAAAGUCAACAAUUGCACGGACCGUAGCUCGUAGGCACUAUGAGCGGAGGAGCCUAGGAGCCAGCUUCUUCUUUACCAGAGGCGGCGGCGACCUUGGUCAUGCGCGUAAAUUCGUAACAAGCAUUGCCGUUCAGCUUGCAUACAAUGUUCCGGUAUCUCGUCAGCACAUAUGUGACGCGAUUGCAGAGCGCCCUGAUAUCUCGAAUUCCACGUUGCGCGACCAGUGGCAGCAACUCGUCCUUCGUCCGUUGUCCGCGCUCAACACUUUGGGUAACAUCACUGCUUUAGUCCUGGUCAUCGAUGCUCUGGAUGAAUGUGAUGAUGAUGACGAUAUUCGGAUAGUUAUCGAAUUGUUGGCCGAAGCGCAAGCACUCAGCGGACCGAAAGUGCGCGUAUUCUUGACAAGCAGGCCUGAAGUAGCGAUCCGGCACGGCUUCUACGACGUGCCAGAUACAUCACAUCAGUGUUUCGUGCUGCAUCACAUCGCAUCCUCUGUUGUCGAUGCUGAUAUCGAGCUCUUCUUGAAGCACAAUCUUGCAAUCACUGGUCGAGAACAACGCCUGCCCGCUGGCUGGCCCGGCUCUGAGAUCGUCGCAAAGAUGGUGCAGAGGUCCAAUGGUCUCUUCAUCUGGGCUGCAACCGCCCACCGGUUUGUUCAACAAGGCAGACGUUUUGCGGCAUGA
Molecule: messenger RNA, 975 nt
Organism: Alternaria arborescens
Lineage: Eukaryota; Fungi; Ascomycota; Dothideomycetes; Pleosporales; Pleosporaceae
Exons: 2
Coding region: 1-975 (324 amino acids)
Source: RefSeq, a predicted model, not a curated record